Molecule: messenger RNA, 1776 nt
Organism: Gastrolobium bilobum
Lineage: Eukaryota; Viridiplantae; Streptophyta; Magnoliopsida; Fabales; Fabaceae
Product: protein NRT1/ PTR FAMILY 7.3-like
Exons: 4
Coding region: 1-1776 (591 amino acids)
Biological process (GO): transmembrane transport
Cellular component (GO): membrane
Molecular function (GO): transmembrane transporter activity
Source: RefSeq, a predicted model, not a curated record
AUGGAAGAAAAUGACCCGGGGAAAAAGCAUCAGGAGGUCUGCACACUGGAUGGAGCACUUGAUAGGCAUGGUCAUCCUGCAGUCCGAGAGAGAACUGGAACUUUUGUUGCAGGAAUUUUGAUUUUAGUGAACCAAGGGCUUGCAACUUUGGCAUUCUUUGGUGUGGGAGUAAAUCUGGUACUGUUUCUGACGAGAGUGAUGGGUCAAGACAACGCUGAUGCGGCCAACAAUGUCAGCAAGUGGACAGGGACAGUUUACAUCUUCUCUCUUCUUGGAGCCUUCCUUAGUGACUCCUACUGGGGAAGAUACAUGACCUGUGCCAUCUUCCAGGUCAUAUUUGUUGUUGGUUUGGUGUCAUUAUCAGUGUCAUCUCACAUAUUCCUGCUGAAGCCCAGUGGAUGUGGUGAUAAAGAAUUAACUUGUACAACACAUGCACCAUACGAAACUGUGUUAUUCAAUGUUUCCAUAUAUCUAAUAGCCCUAGGAAAUGGAGGAUAUCAGCCUAACAUAGCUACAUUUGGAGCUGAUCAGUUUGAUGAAGGGGAUCCCAGUGAACAACACUCAAAAGUAGCAUUUUUCAGCUAUUUUUAUUUGGCUUUGAACAUUGGGUCACUCUUCUCAAACACCAUAUUGGGUUAUUUUGAGGAUGAGGGUCUAUGGACUUUGGGAUUCUUGGCAUCAGCUGCCUCUGCUGCUGUGGCAUUGGUUUUGUUUCUUUGUGGCACACAAAGGUAUAGAUACAUUAAGCCUGCUGGAAACCCUCUUCCCAGAUUUUGCCAAGUUUUUGUUGCUGCAAUUAGAAAAUGGAAGGUUAAGGUCUUAUCAGGUGAAGAUAAACUUUUUGAGGUUGAAGAAUGUUCAACCAAUGGAAAGAGAAAAAUGCUCCACACUGAAGGAUUUAGGUUCUUAGAUAAAGCAGCAUUUAUCACUUCAAAGGAUUUCAAAGAGAUGGAAGAAAAUAAAUGCAGUCCAUGGUGUCUAUCAACUGUGACACAAGUAGAAGAAGUGAAAUGCAUACUAAGACUACUCCCAAUUUGGCUAUGCACCAUAUUGUACUCUGUUGUUUUCACUCAAAUGGCAUCACUCUUUGUGGAGCAAGGUGCUGCUAUGGAGACUAGAAUUUCAACUUUCCACAUUCCUCCUGCAAGCAUGUCUAGCUUUGACAUUCUUAGUGUAGCGGCUUUCAUCUUCAUUUAUAGGCGAGUCCUUGAUCCUCUUAUAUCCAAAAAGAUGAAAUCCACCAAAGGACUAACAGAGCUUCAAAGGAUGGGAAUUGGUCUAGUCCUAGCAAUUAUGGCCAUGGUUGCAGCAGGAAUGGUAGAGCAUUUCAGGUUAAAGAAUGCAAUAGAAGAUUGCUACAAUUGUGAAGGGUCUAGUUCACUUUCUAUAUUUUGGCAAGUACCACAAUAUGUACUUGUAGGAGCAUCAGAAGUUUUCAUGUAUGUUGGUCAAUUGGAGUUCUUCAAUGACCAAACACCUGAUGGAUUGAAAAGCUUUGGCAGUGCACUUUGCAUGACUUCAAUAUCAUUAGGAAACUAUGUAAGUAGCCUUCUUGUUGCAAUUGUGAUGAAGAUAUCUGCAAGAGAUGACAUGCCUGGAUGGAUACCAGGAAACCUAAACAAGGGACAUUUGGAUAGGUUUUACUUCCUCUUAGCAGCACUUACUGCUUGUGACUUUGUAAUUUAUAUUGCAUGGGCUAGGUGGUAUAAAUAUGUCAAAUUUCAAGGAAACAACCAACAAGACAUCAACAAAGAAAACCCUGAGCUUAAAGUGUAG